This is a messenger RNA of Penicillium olsonii, 1077 nucleotides long. The record is from the annotation of a GenBank genome assembly. Lineage: Eukaryota; Fungi; Ascomycota; Eurotiomycetes; Eurotiales; Aspergillaceae.
AUGUUCGGCGCAUUAAAUCGUUUCAUCGGCCGCCUGGACGGGGAGCCAGGUCAGCAGCCUCGAUCUGGUCCCAGCGACAACGCUUUUGGCUUCCAAGUCCUCCGCAAUAAGGACCCCGAUCUGCCUUUGGAGCCAUGGUUUGACUUUAUUGUGGGAAUCAAUGGACACACUAUAGAAGACCCAGAUCCCAACCUCUUUGCGACAGAAUGCCGCAAUUGCGCUGGAGGAAGCUUGACGCUUGAAGUGUGGAGUGCGAAGGGUCAACGAACACAUACUGUGACCUAUGCGGUACCACCAACAAACCCCUCCCUUGGCCUCGCAUUGCAGCUUGCUCCACUGGCUUCGACACAGAACAUAUGGCACGUCAUUGCAGUACCAUCACCGCUAAGCCCAGCAUACCGAGCCGGUCUGCUACCAUACUCAGAUUAUAUCAUUGGAACCCCCAGUGGGACAUUAAGAGGGGAGGCGGCACUGGGAGAGCUGGUGGAAGAUCAUCUCAACCGCACGCUGGUACUGUGGGUCUACAAUAGCGAAUUCGACGUGGUUCGUGAGGUCGAGCUCAUUCCGACCAGAGGUUGGGGCGGUGAAGGUGCCCUUGGUGCCGAACUUGGAUUUGGUGCCUUGCACCGGCUGCCGCUCGGACUGGGAGAGGAGGUCGAAGGACCCGGUGAGGUGGUUUUCGAAACACGCGACAGCAACAGCCCUGCGCCGGUGAAUGAUACUGCAAGCUCCGUGCCAGGGGUGCCACCUCCUUCUAACAACUACUUGAUCCCCGCCAAUCUAACGGCGCCGCCACCUCUGGCCGCCGCUCAACGCGUUGCCUCACCGUCACAAAGUAGGUCUCCUGCGGGCCGCCGUGCAGGAAAGUCACGACCGGGUGUCUCCCCCAAUCGGGCAUUCGAUGACUAUUUUGCCGAAGGUGAAGAGAAGAGUCGGGCGCAGGAUUAUGCACCCUCACGACAUGGCACUCCUCUGCCUCCCCCGCCAAAGGCAGGAGCAACACCAAAUCACUUGGAGAGCCCUGCAACUGCACCCGAGGCACCUGAGGGAUCUCCUGGGCCUACCCAAGAGGAAUGA